Messenger RNA from Megalobrama amblycephala (Wuchang bream), 924 nucleotides. RefSeq names its product GTPase IMAP family member 9-like. Lineage: Eukaryota; Metazoa; Chordata; Actinopteri; Cypriniformes; Xenocyprididae. The record is from RefSeq and is a predicted model, not a curated record. The transcript has a single exon. The coding region runs from base 52 to 870 and encodes 272 amino acids. Gene Ontology annotation, molecular function: GTP binding.
UCCAAUUUGAAAUUUAAUGAUAGUUGUUGAUUUGCAGCAUCUGAGGUCAGGAUGAUUCUGGUGGGAAAGAUUGGAACAGGAAAGAGUGCGACAGGAAACACCAUCCUGGGACAGGAAGUGUUUUAUUCAGAAAUUUCACCUAAACAGGUCACGACAGAGUGCAGUAAACAAUUUGCACAGCAAGGAGGAAGAAUCAUCUCUGUAAUUGACAUGCCAGGGUUUUGUGGAUCAAUGACUAAAGAAGACAUGAAGGCAAAUAUAAAGCAGUGUGUUGAUCUGUCAGUUCCUGGUCCUCAUGUGUUUCUGCUGGUGAUCAAUCUGGGUGUGAGAUAUACAGCAGAGGAGGUGAACACGGUCAAACUGAUUCAGGAGAACUUUGGAGGAGAUGCUGUGCGCUACACCAUCGUUCUGUUCACUCACGCCGAUCAGCUGAAACGUAAAACUUUGCAACAGUAUGUAGGAGAAUGUCAGCCUCUAAAGAGUCUUACUGACAGCUGCGGGGGCAGAUACCACGCAUUCAACAAUGAAGACAUGAUGAAUCGCACUCAGGUCGCUGAACUGAUGGAGAAGAUUGACAGAAUGAUAGAAGAAAAUGGAGGAAACCAUUACACUAAUGAAAUGUUUAAAGAAGCUCAGAACAAGAUUCAAAGAAAAGAGAUGACAAAAAAGGCAAUUGAUGUUGCACUGGGUGUUGGAUCAGCUGUAGGAACAGGAACAGCAAUAGCAGGUGGUGUCGUUUUGGGAGUAACAGAGGUUGCUGUGGCUUUACCUGCCGUUUUAAUUGCAGCUGGUGCUGCAGCUGGAGUGGGAAUGGGUGUGAAACUUGUUGUGGACAAGGUCAAGGACGACAGAGAGAAAAAGAACAAAUAGGCUAAAAAUAGCAACCUCUUUUCAACAUGUACCCACUACCCAGCCAACAUUUCC